GCCCGGUGAGCAUCGCGUCUCAGAAACGCUCAUCACAACUUCCUGUCCAAGGCCAUUGUACAAGAUGGUCCGUUGGUGACAGGCUGAUUGAUUUUCUUGUCGAAAAGCCUACCAGUAAAGCCUGCGAUUCAAACAUACAAGGGUACCUCAUCAUUCACUAUUGGAACUGAUCUGGAAAUCAUGACCCAGACUCACAUGCAACGGUCAAGCAGGACCGACCAUGCCUGUAAACAGUCAUGGUUCAGAGUUCAAGAGCUACAUGAGUGACUACCACCAUCUCAGACCAUCUCAUAGCACUAUCCACCGCACUCAGCCAACAUCUUGAUACGACCCAUCAAGUCUCUGGUGUCAGUAGAGCACCCCAGCCAUUCAUCAUGCACUUCGAUCUCCUCAGCCUCAAAGCCAAGAAGAGCAUUUCCCAGCUCCUAUGCAGGAAGAACGAUACUGAGAGCACCUUUUCUGGCGUCGAUCGUAACUUGAUCGAGAGGGGUACAACUCCAGGUCCUUCGCCAGACAAAGCCUCCGUCCGACCAAAUACAAACGAUUCGCCAUCGAGCAAUGAGAGUCCCUCAAGGCGCAAAGGUCUUGUAGGGUCGCUGAAGGAGAACAAGUUGCGAAGCAUCAACUCCUUACGCAGUCUGCGAUCACCAACCAAGGCCAAGCAGCCCGAUCUAGAUGCUUCACCUUGCGCUGAUAGCCCUCGCACUCCACUGCCCCGCCCAAGGUCGUCUCUUCUCCUCACUUUCCAAGAGUCGCCGGCCGAUGAGCUCUUAUUUGACCUAAGCCGCACAGACUCAACCAAUUUUGGCCAUAACUUCUGCUGUUCUUCACCACUGCCUAUCCCUUCAUCGGAGAAUCAGAAGCCGCAAUCGUUUGCCUUGCCCUCUGUUAUACCUGACGGCACUAUCCCCUCCUCACCAGCUCCACUCCGGAAGCUCUUGGACCUGGACCAAAAUGAAGAUUUUCCAUCACCAAUGUUCGGGCCGGCGUUCGACCUGGAUUUAGCUUGCGUGGACUUACUGGCUCCCCUUCAGGAUGAUAUGCAGGAGUCUCAUCAGAUCCAGGGCACUUCACGAGAAACGACUGGAGUUGUCCAAGCCGCCAUAGAACACCGCCAUGUUCCAACCAGGAGUCCUGAAAGCGAACAACCCAGCACCGACAACACUACUGAUUUAGUCAAUGAUCGUCGAUUCAUGCAAGGGGAUUCCAUCGUUCACGAACUGACGGAAAAGUUUCAUCAGCGCUGCCUUAAUAUGAACGAAGGCAUGACAGACCCCUCUAACAAUGUGUUGAUGAUCAUCGGCAAGGACUACAUGUUGAGAGUCUUUCACAAUGGGGAUCUCAAACGCCGCAUCGGUAUCACGGCAUGUAAUGGCCACGGCUAUGCCCCUGACAACGAGUCGGAGAUGAUUCUCGCCCGCCGUGAGGAAGACUUUGCUGCGGCAGAAAGGAUAUUGCCUGAACUUGGCAGAUUCGUUGUGUUGAAUAGGGAUAUGCUUGGAAACACUAACAGGGAACUGGUGCUCGAUGAAGCUCUUGCAGAAGGCAUACUUCCAGAAUGGCUGGAUCUCAACCUGGAUAUGGAGAUUACCGAGCGAUUGCACAGCCGUAUCAGCAAUGCUGGCAAGCGACAGAACCGCGAGAGCACGUGGGGACAGCAUGUCGGGCUCUACGAUGGAACUGGCUAUGGAACGGGAUCCAGCUCGCGUUCUUCGACGGCGGGUGAGACUGGGAUGGAUGAUGCUUGCCAUUAUGUUGAGAAAGGCAAUCCUGAGGACAAUAUUGCCGAUAUACUCCCUGGUGUUUACGAGAAGACCUAUCCAUUUCGCUCGACACCCGACUCGUCUCGCUAACUUCACCCCGCGUGCAUGGGAAAGAGCAUUGUUGGAUGAACUGGAUACACUUUCGGGUCCGAAAGCAUGAUGUCGUCUUUUCCGCCACAACGCUCAACAUGCUCGGUCACCGAGUUAUCACUAGGCAACGAAAUCAGGAUAAAAGGGAGCAUGAUGGAAAAAGCAUUCGACAUCAUCAAUAGCAUGCAGAUAUUCGGGUCCGCACCUGAGACGUUCCACAAUUAUAUUAGAUAGUAUCAAUGCAGCCAUUACCAAACC
Molecule: messenger RNA, 2111 nt
Organism: Bipolaris sorokiniana ND90Pr
Lineage: Eukaryota; Fungi; Ascomycota; Dothideomycetes; Pleosporales; Pleosporaceae
Exons: 3
Coding region: 375-1853 (492 amino acids)
Source: RefSeq, a predicted model, not a curated record